Messenger RNA from Zea mays, 1394 nucleotides. Its product is annotated as glyceraldehyde-3-phosphate dehydrogenase A, chloroplastic. Gene Ontology annotation, molecular function: oxidoreductase activity, acting on the aldehyde or oxo group of donors, NAD or NADP as acceptor; NADP binding; NAD binding. The transcript has 4 exons. Gene Ontology annotation, biological process: glucose metabolic process. The annotation marks the transcript as partial. The record is from RefSeq and is a predicted model, not a curated record. NCBI's taxonomy places the organism in Eukaryota, Viridiplantae, Streptophyta, Magnoliopsida, Poales, Poaceae.
CUUGUCUCGAUCCUCUGCUCCGUGUCCACGGCGACGUCCAUGCUCUCUGCCACCAUGGUGCCACUCCAGCAGGGGGGCGGUCUGUCCGAGUUCUCCGGUCUCCUUAGGAGCUCCGCGUCGCUGCCGAUGCGCUGGAAUGCCACCUCCGACGAAUUCAUGUCCGCCGUCUCCUUCAGGAACCACGCGAUCGGCACCAGCGGCGGCAGGUUGAGGCGGGCGCCGACAGAGGCAAAGCUCAAGGUGGCCAUGAACGGGUUCGGUCGCAUCGGGCGUAACUUGAUGCGGUGCUGGCAUGGGCGCGACAACGACUCGCCCCUCGACGUCAUCGCCAUCAACGACACCGGGGACGUCAAGCAGGCGUCGUACCUGCUCAAGUACGACUCCAUGCUCGGCAUCUUCGAUGCCGAUGUCGAGCCCGUCGGCGACAACGCCAUCUCCGUGGACGGCAAGGUCAUCAAGGUCGUGUCCGACCGCAACCCGAGCAACCUGCCGUGGGGCGAGCUCAGCGUCGACCUCUUCAUCGAGGGCACCGGCGUCUUCGUCGACCACGAGAGCGCAGGGAAGCACAUCCAGGCGGGCGCCAAGAAGGUGCUCAUCACGGCGCCCGACAAGGGCAACAUCCCCACCUACGUCGUCGGCGUCAAUGCCGACCAGUACAACCCGGACGAGCCCAUCAUCAGCAACGCCUCCUGCACGACCAACUGCCGCGUGCCAUUCGUCAAGGUCCUCGACCAAAAGUUCGGCAUCAUCAAGGGCACCAUGACCACCACCCACUUCUACACCUGCGACCAGAGGCUGCUGGACGCGAGCCACCGCGACCUGCGCCGCGCCCGCGCCGCCGCGCUCAACAUCGUUCCCACGUCCACCAGCGCCGCCAAGGCUGUCGCGUUGGUGCUCCCCAACCUCAAGGGCAAGCUCAACGGGAUCGCGCUGUGGGUGCCCACCCCAAACGUCUCCGUCCUCGACCUCGUCGUGCAGGUCUCCAGGAAGACGCUCGCCGAGGAGGUGAACCAGGCGUUCCGCGACGCCGCGGCUAACGAGCUGCAGGGCAUCCUCGAGGUCUGCGAUGUGCCGCUCGUGUCCGUCGACUUCAGGUGCUCCGACUUCUCCUCCACCAUCGACGCCUCCCUCACUAUGGUCAUGGGAGAUGACAUGGUCAAGGUCAUCUCCUGGUACGACAAAGAGUGGGGAUACUCACAAAGGGUCGUCGACCUCGAUGACAUUUGCGCCAACCAGUGGAAGUGAAGCAUGCAUUGCAUUGUAAUAUCCUAUAAGUCACUCUCGACUUCAAAAUUUUCCCCGGGCUAUUCCCGGAUGAUAAUUUAUAAGGGCUACUUUGGGAACCUCAAAUCCCCUUCGGGAUUGAAGGAGAUUGAGGUGGAAAUAAACAUAGC